AUGGAUAAGCCGGUGAUUGUAAAGGAGAGCACCGAUUCUGAGGGUGUGGACACUGAUCUCAUGUCUCGCAUCAUCCCCAUCUUGGGUGCCGGCAACUUGAAGAAGCUUAUGGGCCUGAAGGUCCUCAUCUCGGGCAUCAGUGGCCUCGGUGCCGAGAUCGCCAAGAACCUCAUUCUCACUGGUCUGGGUGUUGUCACCAUCCACGACACUGAGAAGGUCGACUGGAUCGAUCUUUCCUCUCACUUCUACCUCACUGAGGCGGAUAUUGGAAAGAACCGAGCUGAGGCUUCCAAAGCCAAGCUGGCCGAACUCAAUCCCUACGUCAAAGUGAACCUUUCCACUGAGCCCCUCACGGACGACUACCUCAACCAGUUCCAGGUCGUGGUGUGCGUCGACUACACUUCGGAGGAGAAGCUGCUGCACGUCAGCGAGUACUGCCAUGCGCAUGACCCCGCCAUUGUCUUCAUCAAGGCCGAUAUCCGCGGUCUCUUCUGCAGCGUCUUCUCUGAUUUCGGACCCAAGCACGUCAUUUACGAUAAGACUGGCGAGGAGCCCAGGCAGGCCAUCAUCACCUCCAUCUCCAACAGCAACCCUGCUGUGAUCACCACACACGAGGAGAAGCCUCACGGUCUGGGCGAGGGCGACUACGUCGAGUUCUGCGAGGUCAAGGGCAUGGUGGAAAUUAACAAUCCCGACAGGGACAGCGAAGAGGCUGGCGAGAAGAAGGAGGUCAGCCCCCUCGCCGCCGUCAAGGUCCUCUCGACUAAGGGUCUUUACGGUCUUGAGGUUGAGCUGGACACCACCAACUUCCAGCCCUACAGCGGCGGUGGCCUGAUCAACCAGAUCAAGGUUGAGGAGCACGUGUCCUUCAAAUCCUAUCGUGAGUCGCUGGAGCACCCGGGCGAGUUCAUGAUCUCCGACUUUGCCAAGUUCGGUCGUGCCGAGCAGCUGCACUUUGGCUUCCAGGCGCUGCACAAGUUCCAGGCCAAGCACUCGGCUCUGCCCGAGCCCGGCAAUGCCGAGCACGCCGCCGAGGUCGUCCAGAUCGCCAAGGACCUCAACGCCAACGCCAAUCAGGGCACCCACAAGGUCGAGGAGAUCGAUGAGAACCUCAUCUCCAAGCUGGCCCUCACUGCUCGCGGUAACCUCAACCCGAUGGCCGCCUUUGUCGGUGGUAUCGUGGCCCAGGAGGUGAUCAAGGUCACGGGCAAGUUCAACCCCGUCACCCAGUGGUUCUACUUCGACUCGCUUGAGUGCCUUCCCGAGCAGCCCGUCAGCGUGCCCAAGCUCGAAGGCACCCGCUACGACGGCCAGAUCGCGGUCUUUGGCACCGACUUCCAGAAGCAGCUGGGUAACCUCCAGCUGUUCCUGGUCGGUGCUGGUGCUCUUGGUUGCGAGUUCCUCAAGAACUUUGCGCUGAUGGGCAUCUCCGCGGGCGAGGAGGGCCUGCUCUCGCUCACCGACAUGGACAACAUCGAGAAGAGCAACCUCAGCAGGCAGUUCCUCUUCAGGGACUCGGACAUCGGUAAGAUGAAGUCAGCCUGCGCCUCGGCCGCCGCCAAGAAGAUGAACCCCAACCUCCGCAUCAAGGCCUCGGAGGUGCCCGUGGGCGAAGACACCGAAGACACCUGGAAUGACACCUUCUGGUCGGGCCAGGACCUCGUGGUCAACGCCCUCGACAACAUCAAGGCUCGUCUCUACGUUGACUCGCAGUGCGUGCGCUACCUCAAGCCGCUCCUCGAGUCCGGUACCCUGGGCACCAAGGCCAACUCGCAGGUCAUCGUCCCCCGCAUGACCGAGUCCUACGGCUCGUCCCGCGACCCUCCCGAUACCGCCAUCCCCAUGUGCACCCUCAAGAACUUCCCUCACCAGAUCGAGCACACCAUCGAGUGGGGGCGUGACAAGUUCGCGGGCUACUUCACCAACGCCGUCGAGGACGCCAACAACUGGGUCUCGGGCAGCGACUUCUUGGACAGGAUCAAGCAGGUCGAGUCCUACGCGGCCAAGAAGGAGAGGCUUCAGUCGUGCCUGCAGCUGCUGAAGCUGUACAACUACGGCAAGGCCGACUUCCAGACUUGCGUUGAGUGGGCUCGUCUGCAGUUCGAGGAGCUAUUCCACAACACCAUCGCCCAGCUGCUCUACAAUUUCCCUCUCGAUGCCACCACCUCCACCGGCGCGCCCUUCUGGUCGGGUCCCAAGCGUCCCCCCACGCCUCUUAAGUUCGACCCGAACAACGCCACCCACCUGGACUUCAUCAUUGCCGCUGCCAACCUCCUGGCCUUCAACUUCCACGUCCCGCAAGUCAGGGAUAAGGAUCAGGUCAAGGAGAUGGUGGGCAAGGUGCACGUGCCUCCCUUCUCCCCUCAGCAGGGAGUCAAGAUCAAGUCCGGCGAAACCGACACCACCGAGGAGGGAGCCGAAGACGACGAGCAGAAGGUCGCCAACCUGAUCGCCGAGUUGGGCCAACUCGACAAGGCCAAGUACCCCGUCGGCGAGAGCGGUCGUUGCUUCGAGCCGGCUCAGUUCGAGAAGGACGACGACUCCAACUACCACAUCUCCUUCAUCACCCAGGCGUCGAACCUGCGUGCGGCCAACUACAAGAUCCAGCCGGCCGACUUCCACAAGACCAAGAAGAUCGCUGGUCGCAUCAUCCCGGCCAUCGCCACUACCACGGCCAUGAUCACCGGCCUCGUGGGCCUCGAGCUGUACAAGGUCGUCCAGGGCGCGUCGGUGCCCAUUGAGCGCUACCGCAACUCUUUCGUCAACCUGGCGCUGCCCUCGUUCGUCCAGUCGGAGCCCAUGCCCUGCACCAAGAACAAGUCCGACCCGGCCAAGGGCCUCAAGUACUACCCCGAGGGCUGGACCCUGUGGGACAACUUCGUCAUCGACGAGGGCGACAUCACGUUCCAGCAGCUCCUCGAUCUCUUCAAGGCCAAGCACAACCUUGAGGUGACCAGCGUGAGCUGCGGCACCACGCUCGUGUACAACCCGUACUUCCCCAACCACAAGAACCGUCUCGGCACCAAGAUCUCCGAGUUUGUGCGCACGAGUGUCCCCUCCUACGACCUCAAGGACACCGACAAGCACAUGUACAUUGUGGUCCUGACCGAAGACGAGGAGGGCAAUGACGUGGAGAUCCCCGAUCCCGUCAUCCUCAAGUUCAAGUAA
Molecule: messenger RNA, 3168 nt
Organism: Acanthamoeba castellanii str. Neff
Lineage: Eukaryota; Discosea; Longamoebia; Acanthamoebidae
Product: ubiquitinlike modifier activating enzyme 1, putative
Exons: 13
Coding region: 1-3168 (1055 amino acids)
Biological process (GO): protein sumoylation
Cellular component (GO): cytoplasm; SUMO activating enzyme complex
Molecular function (GO): SUMO activating enzyme activity
Source: RefSeq, a predicted model, not a curated record